Molecule: messenger RNA, 2793 nt
Organism: Pocillopora verrucosa
Lineage: Eukaryota; Metazoa; Cnidaria; Anthozoa; Scleractinia; Pocilloporidae
Molecular function (GO): oxidoreductase activity
Source: RefSeq, a predicted model, not a curated record
CGUACUUAAAAGCUAUCGAAAAAAUUGAGUAGUGCGGUCAACAAUGCCCUAUAAAGGACGUGGUAUCCUCCCCUAGUUCGCGGUCUAUCGUCCGAUUAUUAAUUGAUCCAUGACUUAAGCUGUAUUUUAACCGACAUAAGUAAUGAAGAGGUGCCUGCACAUCUCAGCAUUUCUCGUGUGUUGAAAAGGCUCUCUCAUCUAAACCUUGUACAGUGACCACAAAAUGGCCCAUGAGACAGCUUGGAGAAAGUUUUACAUCUUCCUGGUUUUUCUCGUAAACUGCCGAAACGUUCAUUCGAAGAGACAAGGUUCGGUUUCAGUCACGUCAUUAGGAUGUUACCAAGAUGGUGUGAACUACCAAAGUCAAAGGAUAUUCCCCAUUCUGUUUUUAAGAGUUAAACCUGCAAGGUGGUGGUCUGAUAGUAACCAUAUCAUACAAUCAUGUGCCUCUGCGGCUGCCGCCCGAGGAUAUCGGAUAUUUUCUAUUCAGGAUUUCGCAGAAUGUCGCUGGGGUCCAAGCGCUGAAAGAGAUUAUGGCAAAUAUGGCCGUGGCUGGUACUGUUACAGAGGACUGGGAUGGAUGGGAUCUGGCAGCGUGUACAGGGUUCAAAGUUCAUCCCCAGUAAAUGGAAAAUGGGCGAGCUGGUCUCGUUGGAGCUCAUGUAGCGCCAGUUGUAAUGGUGGAACUCGAACUCGUCGACGCAGCUGUACCAAUCCUCUACCAGCCAAUGGCGGUGCAAGGUGUUCUGGAUCCAACUCACAGACGCAGUUUUGCAACAGCAACCGCUGCCAUAGUAGAGUUGUUCAUGGUAGGUGGUCAGCAUGGCGGCCAUGGAGCACAUGCUCUCGAAGCUGUGGCAGAGGAUCACAAAUCAGGACCAGAACAUGCACCAACCCCGCUCCAAGAAAUGGUGGCAAUAACUGCCGAGGAUCAAACACUCAAAGAAGGAGAUGCAACUCAAAGAGAUGCCCCGUUGUUCAUGGUAGGUGGUCAGCAUGGCAGCCGUGGAGCACAUGCUCUCGAAGCUGUGGUAGAGGAACACAAAUCAGGACCAGAACAUGCACCAACCCUGCUCCAAGAAAUGGUGGCAAUAACUGCCGAGGAUCAAGCACUCAAAGAAGGAGAUGCAACUCAAAGAGAUGUCCUGUUAAUGGAGGCUGGUCACGCUGGCGACGGUGGAGCUCCUGCUCCAGAAGUUGUGGGGGUGGAUCACAGCGAACAGUUAGGACAUGUACCAACCCCCCUCCAAGAAAUGGAGGGUCCACAUGUCCAGGAAGGAGCAUUUUAGUCCGUUCAUGCAAUACCAACCGCUGUCCAGGUUGUGUGGAAAGGACCAUAGUAACCGAUAGAUGUGGCCAGCGGUGUAUGUGUUCACGUGGUCGCUUUAUCCAGUGCACUCGUGUGAGACGGGAAUUUACAGCCAUGUCAAGAGCAGACCGUGAAAAAUACGUCAGAAUUGUUCGCACUGUGUCAACAGACCCCAGAUACAAACCAGAAUAUGACAGAGUAAUAACCCAACAUAGAACAAUAUUCAAUGAUGGGAUUCACCAGCGAGAUUUGUUCUUACCAUGGCAUAGAUGGUACAUGCUGCAAUAUGAGAACCUUCUUCGACGCGUAGACUGUACAGUGACAGUACCUUACUGGGACUGGAGCCAGGUAUCACGUUCUCCAUGGCGCGGUAGAGCGUCUGAUUUGUGGUUCUCAGGAAAUAGUGGUUUUGGUGGGAAUGGAGAACAAACACCUCAACAGUGUGUGACAAGUGGUCCGUUUAGGCGAGGAGUUUGGAAUGUUGUGCCAUCAGCCGGGGGUGGCUGUCUCCGUCGCCAGUUUAAUCUAAGUGACAAUACCCCUGAUUCCGCUGCAGUCGCAGAGGUGUUAAGGAUUCCUCAUUCGGAAUUUGAUUCCUUCGAGAUUGCGCUGCGAAUAAAUCUUCAUGACACUGUACACUGCUUAAUUGGAGGCACCAUGUGUUCAUUCGACUCGGCUGCUGCCCCUGAAUUUAUGCUGCACCAUGGUUUUAUAGAUAAGAUAUGGGCAGACUGGCAAAGAAGGAGUAGAAAUCACAUGAAUGCUCAUUUUCCCUCCGUCACUACACCCAUGCCCGGCACAAACCAGCUCCGUACAACAGCAGUUUUGAAUAACUUAAGAUUACCGGGAGGGGUACGAGUGCAGUUCCAGAAUCCACCGAGACCGCAUAUAAGAAACCGUUUUGGAGCCUUGACUACAAAUUCGCUUGGCCAAGCUUCACGAGGGAAGUUUUCUGUCCUUAGUGAAAAAGCUAUGAUGCUGUUCAACGUCUCCAAAACAGAGGAGGAGAAGGCAAGACGACUAGGAAUUUGGUUGCUGCCUACACACCAACGAGCUGGAAAGAGAAACUCCAUGGACACCUCAAUAGAUUUUGGGUUUGAUCCUUAGUCAUUAAUUUGCAACGAUAUCUCGCUAGCUUUAUCAAAAUCUACUUUUAUCUCCACUGUCAAUCAUCCUUGCGCUCUUUAAAUCCUCAAAGAGAAGUACAGCCAACUGAUGUUAAGUAUGUGUUUGAAAUUGUGGCAUAUUGUCUCAUUUUGUUAGUUGCUGACUUCUUUGAAUCAAUGCAGAUAAACUUUGCGCUUAACCAUUAAAAUCCCUAAGUUUAACUUUUUUUUAAUAUGGUCUAUUUAGAAAGGUGCUGGCAUAGGAGGAUUCGACCUUUGACCUUUGACCUCCAAGAUCCAGAUCUUCACUCAAUUCUCAGCUCUAUCUGUCAACGUUCUCUUUCAUUUAGGACUUAGGGUUUGACGUUUCGUAAAACA